Moneuplotes crassus is the source of this 778-nucleotide messenger RNA. The record is from the annotation of a GenBank genome assembly. Lineage: Eukaryota; Ciliophora; Spirotrichea; Euplotida; Euplotidae.
UUAUUUCCACAAGUUAUCACUUACAUUCUUAUAAUAAAGACUAUGAGUUCUGUUCAAAUCCACUCUCUUUGCGGGACAAAGAGAAAAGCAAAUUCCAAUUGGGCCAAUCUUACCUUAGGGGAAAUUGAGUCCCAAGACAAAAUCCGUGACCAUGAAGUUCAAAUACUGAGAGAACAAGUUGAGAAAUUAAAAAAUGAAAAUUUCAUGCUCAGGAAGAGAUCUGAGUAUUAUAAGCAGAUGGCAAUAAACGCAAAAUAUGAGUCGGCUAAGAAAAAUGAUGAGUACGAGUUGUUCCGAAAAGCAAGCCAAAAGCUUGCAAAUUACAAAAGAUUUGAGAUCGAAGAUCAGAGACAUUUGCUGGUGAAUAUGUGUAAAUGAAUCAUGAGCGAGAGGUUCUCAUUAAGAAGUAUGACAUUCAAUAUGAUCUCAACCUUAUUAAGAGGAAAUCUUUCUCAAGAAAAUAGUCAAAGUUGCCAUGGAUCUCACAAGCCUGGCUCCUUUAUUUAUUUUAAAGAUAAAGAGAUCCAGAUUUCAGAAAAGGAGAAGCAACUUCUCAAGCAUUUCGAAAGUAACCAACUCCUCCUUGGCAUGCUAACCGGCCAAAUUGAUUCAUGGUUGAAAGACAUGAACACAAACACAACUAUAAACCAUGCUCCAAAACACGGUGGGAGCAUGAAAUACGACCAACAAAGAGAGUUUCAGGAUUCUCAUUUAGAUGAAAACGCCUGAGUCUCCAAGCAUCCAAGAAUCCCUGUUCCGAAAUUCGAAUAAUCGUUAA